This is a messenger RNA of Dipodomys ordii (Ord's kangaroo rat), 1178 nucleotides long. It is a transcript of the gene Hexim2, whose product is annotated as hexamethylene bis-acetamide inducible 2. Gene Ontology annotation, molecular function: cyclin-dependent protein serine/threonine kinase inhibitor activity; 7SK snRNA binding. The record is from RefSeq and is a predicted model, not a curated record. The coding region runs from base 145 to 1008 and encodes 287 amino acids. Gene Ontology annotation, biological process: negative regulation of cyclin-dependent protein serine/threonine kinase activity; negative regulation of transcription by RNA polymerase II. Gene Ontology annotation, cellular component: nucleoplasm; cytoplasm; nucleus. The transcript has 3 exons. NCBI's taxonomy places the organism in Eukaryota, Metazoa, Chordata, Mammalia, Rodentia, Heteromyidae.
CGGACAGAGCUGCUGCUACUGCAGUAAGAGACUAGGGCUGAGGCUUUGGGAACCGAUCGCACAGAAAGACACACAAGAGGUAGUGAGUGGUGUGCAUAACCCUGACAGCAAGUGCCAGGAGUUAAAGGCAUCUGGUAAAAGAAGAUGGCCACUGUGAAUCAGACCAACUGUAAUACAGAGUCACCAACAGCUGUAGAGGAGGUGAAGACCUCUGGCACUCCAGGGAGUCCCCAGGUACUCCCUGAGCCACUAGCCCAUGGUAGUUCCCUGUUUCUGACAGCCCAAAAGGAAAGCAUCUCAGAAGAUGAAGAUCUUGCCGGGGCUGGCAGUGGUCCAGGCUGCAGCAAAGGGGGUCCCAGGACCCAGAGUGCGGGGGCCUGUGCCUCUGGGGCUGUGCUGGGCAGGAAGAAGCACCGGAGGCGGUCAUCGAAGCGCAAGCGGCACUGGCGGCCCUACUUAGAGCUGAGCUGGGCUGAGAAGCAGCAGCGGGAUGAAAGGCAGAGCCAGAGGGCCUCCCGAGUCCGGGAGGAGAUGUUCGCCAAAGGCCAGGCCGUGGCACCCUACAACACCACCCAGUUCCUGAUGAAUGACCGUGACCCAGAGGAGCCCAACCUGGAUGUGUCUCACAGGGUGUCCUACCCAGCCUCCAGUGGGGAAAGUGAGGCAGAAGACAGCGAUGGGAAGGACCUAGCCAAUGGUGAGUUCCAGCAGAGGGACUUUUCUGAGACUUACGAGCGUUACCAUACUGAGAGUCUGCAGGGCCGCAGUAAGCAGGAGCUGGUUCAAGACUACCUGGAUCUCGAGAAGCGGCUGUCACAAGCAGAGGAGGAAACACGGAGGCUGCAGCAGAGGCAGGGAGGCACCGGCCAGCAGCCCUGUCACCAGGUGGAGGAGCUAGCUGCUGAGGUAAAGAGGCUCAAGACAGAGAACCAAAGGCUUCGGCAGGAGAAUGAGGUGCGAUUCCGAUUCCGAGAGGGCUGCCACCACAGUGGGGAGCCUGGUACCUAGAACCCUCCCAGGCAGGUGGACCCAAGGACAAGGCCCCAUUUUAAACCCAGGCUAUCUGCAUCUCAAGGAGCUAGUGGCAAAUGAAAAUCACACUCAAUACUCCUGGGCCCCCUGAGAACAGCUAAGACAAGUUCCAGCUUCUGCAGUGGACUUUUUGAUGCCAUCUUACC